This is a messenger RNA of Leptosia nina, 1515 nucleotides long. The record is from the annotation of a GenBank genome assembly. NCBI's taxonomy places the organism in Eukaryota, Metazoa, Arthropoda, Insecta, Lepidoptera, Pieridae.
AUGGAUCCAUCCAAAACGUGUCCGAAUAUUUGUCCGACGUCCGAUAGGCGUGAAGAUGUCAAAAUUUAUAAAGAGGCCGGGCAAUCGAGGGGCGGAGAACUCGCCCACGCUGCGCCUUAUGUGCCCGGAAAGAUCAAACCGCCCGAGCCUAGAGUGUACCCACCUGGAGCUCCCCCCAGGUAUUUGCCACAACCGACUGACAGUACGAGCGGGGAUAUUUUAGGAAUGGGACCGAUAGGGCCUUGGGCGGCCGGCCAUUUGGAUUGGACCCCACAAGCGGGGACCACGGGUGUUCGGCCAGUCGUUGACAAAUAUUCUAUAACGAGGUACUCCACAGGCGAAUGGAGGAAAAACAACGAAUAUACACUAACCCCCCGAGCAACAGAUAAAGCGAGAGCAUUAGAAUCGCAAACGAAACAGGAUAUUCAAAACGCAUUUACGAAUCUCGAUAAUAAACUUAACGACUCUGACAAGAAACUAGGUAAACGCGUCAAAGAUCUGGCUUACUGGAAAAAAGCAGUUGAAAAGACCCUCGAUGCGAUAACCGAAGAAAUCGAUACGUUAGAUAAAGAUAGAGCAAAAUUAAAGGGAGCCUGCAAAAUUCUGAUGAUGCCGGAGGCUAUAUCUAGGGAAUGCUUGGAGCUCAGGACGUUUAGAUAUGAGCCCGACUUGGUAAGAGAUGAAGCUGAGCAGGAAUUAGUCAAAGAAGUUGCAAUCGUGGGAGAGAUAAGAAGAGUUUUUCUAAACACGUUAGCUAAAGUGGAGGAGCAAAUGCUAAGAAAUAAAGCGGCAAAAUCUUCAAUCGAAUUCGACUGGAGCGAUAAAAUGGCUAGUUUGAAAGUGGAUAGAAAAAAUGUAAGCCUGUCUCCUGACUCAAACUUACUUCAGUGGCAUCCGGGGGUCGCAAGAUGGCCAGAAAACGCGACGACUCUAGAAUACUGGCAACAUUAUUGCGCCGAGAGUGUACGAAACUGCGAGGAAGUGCGGCAAAUGUCUGUCGAUUUGCGUGGUGAUCUAAUGACCUCCAUCAAAAACGGUAGCCAAGACAUGAAGAUUCAAGCCGACCGAACAAAUGCCGCUUUAGCGGAAACAGUAGCGGCCACAGAGGAGAUGUGCGCGAAAUUGGAGGAGAACUUGAAAGAAAACUUACAGAAAAUAGCUGAUAUCGAAAAUUUAAUUAACUUUUUGAAGGAAUCAUUGAGAAAAGUGGACGAGAGGAACAAGUGUGUGAUGACAAGGUUGUUUGCUAGGAAUUAUGAGCGGUCCAACGUUGAGAAUUGCAGGGACGAAGCUCAGUACGCGUUGAUGGCGGAAGCUAAAUUCAUCCGAGAGACGUCCGAGUCGCUCCAGGAUAAGAUGCGUCAAGCGCAAACGGUGCGGUCGGAGUUGAUGAAGUACAGGGGCGAGUUGGAGAAAGAUAUCGCUUGCAAGCGGAAGAGUUUGAACAUAGACCAGGAUCGGUGCAGGCGCGUGAGGGCACACAUGCCCACUCCCGAGGAAUUCGCAGCCGGAUAA